Messenger RNA from Pipistrellus nathusii (Nathusius's pipistrelle), 696 nucleotides. NCBI's taxonomy places the organism in Eukaryota, Metazoa, Chordata, Mammalia, Chiroptera, Vespertilionidae. The record is from the annotation of a GenBank genome assembly.
AUGGGCUCGGUGCUGAGCGGCGACGGCGGCAAGCCCGUGCCCGCCGCGCCCCCGCGGGCCCCGCCGCGCCGGCCGGACCCCGCGCCGCCCGCCCCGUCCUUCGACUGCGCCGUGUGCCUGGAGGUGCUGCACCGGCCCGUGCGCACCCGCUGCGGCCACGUGUUCUGCCGCUCCUGCAUCGCAGCCAGUCUGAAGAGCAGCAGGUGGACCUGCCCGUACUGCCGGGCCUACCUCCCUUCCGAAGGAGUGCCGGCCACAGACGUGACCAAGAGGAUGGAGUCCGAGUUCCAGAACUGCGCCGAGUGCGGCGCCCUGGUUUGCCUCAGCGAGAUGAGGGCGCAUGUGAGAAGCUGUCAGAAGUACAUAGAUAAAUAUGGACCUCUGCAAGAACUUGGGGAGACAGCAGCAAGGUGUGUGUGUCCAUUUUGCCAGAAGGAACUGGAUGAAGACAGCUUGCUGGAUCAUUGUGUUAAUCAUCACAGAUCAGAAAGGAGACCUGUGUUCUGCCCACUCUGCCGUUUGAUACCUACUGAGAACCCUAGCAGCUUCAAUGGCAGUUUGAUAAGACAUUUGCAAGUCAGUCACACUCAGCUCUAUGAGGAUUUCUUAGAUUUUAAUAUAAUUGAAGAAGCUCUUAUCCGAAGGGUAUUAGACCGGUCACUUCUGGAAUAUGUGAGUCACUCAAACACCACAUAA